AUGGCGGCUGCUUCGUCCUUCACCACAGCUUUAUCUCGGCUUUCACUCUCUCGUCUCUGCGCACGCUCUUCUGUACCUUUGUUAUUUACAUCGUACCCUUCAUUUCUCCUCCCCAAAGCUCAGAAUCCGAUCCGAUUGAGAUCGUUUUCUUCAAUGGCGGCCUCUGAAUCGAAGGAUUCCCCUGCUAGCAAUCCUGGUCUGCAUACUACCCCUGAUGAAGCCACCAAAGGGUACUUCAUGCAGCAAACUAUGUUUCGAAUUAAAGACCCGAAAGUCAGUCUCGAUUUCUACUCUCGAGUCCUGGGGAUGACUUUGCUGAAGAGGCUGGAUUUUCCAGAGAUGAAGUUUAGCUUGUACUUCAUGGGAUAUGAGGAUCCUGCAUCUGCUCCAAGUGAUAAUGUAGAAAGAACAGUGUGGGCUUUUUCUCAGAAGGCUACUAUUGAAUUAACACAUAAUUGGGGAACUGAAAGUGAUCCCGAAUUCAAAGGAUAUCACAAUGGCAAUUCCGAUCCCCGUGGGUUUGGACAUAUUGGUAUUACUGUUGAUGAUACAUACAAGGCAUGUGAGAGGUUUGAGCGCCUCGGGGUUGAAUUUGUUAAAAAGCCAGACGACGGAAAAAUGAAAGGGCUAGCAUUUAUCAAGGACCCUGAUGGCUACUGGAUCGAAAUCUUCGACCUAAAGAACAUGAAAAAUGUGGCUGAAGUUGCUGCUUGA
Linum trigynum is the source of this 714-nucleotide messenger RNA. Lineage: Eukaryota; Viridiplantae; Streptophyta; Magnoliopsida; Malpighiales; Linaceae. The record is from the annotation of a GenBank genome assembly.